This is a messenger RNA of Acanthosepion pharaonis, 1542 nucleotides long. Lineage: Eukaryota; Metazoa; Mollusca; Cephalopoda; Sepiida; Sepiidae. The record is from the annotation of a GenBank genome assembly.
AUGCUUCACGACAUCUUUGUCCCACACUUCUGUCAUGUUUCAUGCCGUCAUUUGUCCUUCCCUUCCUCUUCUAUUACCUUUUCACGACGUCUUUUGUCCUUCCCUCCGCCUUUUAUCUCCUGUCACGACGUCUUUUUGUCCUUUUUUCCCUUCUGUCACCUUUCACGACGUCUUUUCUGUCCUUUUUUCCUUUACAUCGGUACUUCUUCUCUCUCUCUCUCUCAGCAUCGGUACUUCUUCUCUCUCUCUCUCUCAGCAUCGGUAAUUUUUCUCUCUCUCUCAGCAUCGGUAAUUUUUCUCUCUCUCUCAGCAUCGGUAAUUUUUCUCUCUCUCUCAGCAUCGGUAAUUUUUCUCUCUCUCAGCAUCGGUAAUUUUCUCUCUCUCUCAGCAUCGGUACUUUUUUCUCUCUCUCAGCAUCGGUACUUUUCUCUCUCUCUCUCAGCAUCGGUACUUUUCUCUCUCUCAGCAUCGGUACUUUUCUCUCUCUCUCUCUCUCAGCAUCGGUACUUUUUCUCUCUCUCUCAGCAUCGGUACUUUUUAUCUCUCUCAGCAUCGGUACUUUUUCUCUCUCUCUCAGCAUCGGUACUUUUUCUCUCUCUCUCUCAGCAUCGGUACUUUUUCUCUCUCUCUCUCUCAGCAUCGGUACUUUUUCUCUCUCUCUCUCUCAGCAUCGGUACUUUUUCUCUCUCUCUCUCUCAGCAUCAGUACUUUUUUCUCUCUCUCUCUCUCAGCAUCGUCUUUUUCUCUCUCUCUCUCUCUCUCAGCAUCGGUACUUUUUCUUCUCUCUCUCUCUCUCAGCAUCAAUCUCUCUUUCUCUCUCUCAGCGUCGGUACUUUUCUCUCUCUCUCUCAGCGUCGGUACUUUUUCUCUCUCUCUCUCUCUCUCAGCGUCGUCACUUCUCUCUCUCAGCGUCGUCACUUCUCUCUCUCAGCGUCGUCACUUCUCUCUCUCAGCGUCGUCACUUCUCUCUCUCAGCGUCGUCACUUCUCUCUCUCAGCGUCGUCUUCUUCUCUCUCUCAGCGUCGUCACUUCUCUCUCUCAGCGUCGUCACUUCUCUCUCUCUCUCUCUCUCUCUCAGCGUCGUCACUUUUCUCUCUCUCUCUCUCUCUCUCUCAGCGUCGUCACUUUCUCUCUCUCUCUCUCUCUCAGCGUUGGCACUUCUGUCUUUGUUGGCAUUUCUAUACAAUUCCAUCUUCCUCUCUUUACCACGCCUUGAAUUCACUUCCUCCCUUAUUACAGCAGCAAGCGGACGCUUUCACUCUCACUGCCCAUCUCUCUCUCUCUCUCACUGCCCAUCUCUCUCUCUCUCUCACUGCCCAUCUCUCUCUCUCUCUCACUGCCCAUCUCUCUCUCACUGCCCAUCUCUCUCUCUCUCUCACUGCCCAUCUCUCUCUCUCUCUCACUGCCCAUCUCUCUCUCUCUCUCACUGCCCAUCUCUCUCUCUCUCUCACUCACUCACUCUAUCCAACUCGACUGUUGAUUUCCACGCAAACGCGCUUAAAAACACCCGGUGGUAACGACAAAACCCCGAGGUGUUGGUAA